Symbiodinium natans is the source of this 2574-nucleotide messenger RNA. The record is from the annotation of a GenBank genome assembly. NCBI's taxonomy places the organism in Eukaryota, Dinophyceae, Suessiales, Symbiodiniaceae.
AUGGCGCUUCAAGCUUCUCCUAUCGUCCUGCCUGGACGGGUUACUGGCAGAGGGUACGGAUGGGUGGCAGCUGGGAGCACCAAUAGCAAGCAUCGAGUUGGCCAGAGCCAUCUCAGCGCAUUCCAUGACGCCCAACAGCACUUCUUGCACUCGAAGGGCAAGUGGCCCACAUGGCCAGCGGCACUGCUUGGCACGAGCCUGGCACUUUCUUACUCCAGACGCAGGUGCUUACCAUCUGGUGAGCGCAAGCCCUUUCGCACAUGCCUGGCUGCUGCACAGUACGGGGAUGAGUUCGUAGGUGAAGCAGUGGACACCGAAUUGGCAGAUUCUCUACGGCAGAGAACGCUUGAGUCUCUGGACUUGGACUAUGUCCUCCAAAAGCUGCAGGCAUUAUGUUACACCAGCAUGGCUGCAGAGAUGGCUGUGGACCCUGAGGAACUGAUGGCCAACUCGGCCGAAGAAGCACGAGCCUUGUAUGCCACCGUACUUGAGCUGACUCAGCUGGAGGAUGCUGACUUAGACUUGGAAGAGAAGCUCGACAUCCUUGAAGAGGUGGAGCAGUGCUCCCGUGGAGCGGUCCUUGAGAACCCCUCUCUCUGCAAAGUCUCCAGAUCCAUCGAAGCACUACUCCGACUUCGGAAUGGCUUGGAGGCUGCCAGCGUACGCGGUGUUCACAUCCCAUCUCUGAUGGCCCUUUGCCAGGAGAUUGAGUUGCCCGACAAGUUGCUGGAUGCCAUCUUGGAGGCUUUCGACGAGGAUGGGGAGCUCUCCGUGAAGAAGUUUCCGGAGUUGGCGGAGCUCCGCCUAAGGGUUAAGAAUCUGGAAGAUUCCUGCGCGCGGAUCAUGUCCGAAGUGACCACGAGUGGCAAGUACUCGGCUUACCUGUCGAAUGACGGCUACAUGCAGUUCGGGGGGUACUAUGUCCUGCUGGUAAAGCCGCGUUAUGCCGACAAGGUGGGCCGAAUCUUUGACGAAACGCGAAGUGGAAACACUGUUUACGUGGAGCCGCAUGAAGUCGUCGCAACCACAGAUGAGCUCAAUGAGUCACAGAAGGAGUUGAAGCUGCUGGUGCGUCGCAUUCUUGCUACGAUGUCCUUGGCGCUGUCCCAUGCUGCUGACGACAUUCGGCGGUGCUUGAGGGCUGCCGCUAACAUCGACUUGGCACGGGCGCGAUUAUUCCUCGGGGAGGAUAUGGAGGGUGAGGUGCCCAAGGUAGGAGAUGACGGGAUCAUCGAGGUGAGGCAGGCGCGAAAUCCCUGCCUCAUACUGCGCGGCGGCAAGCGAGUUGUUGGCUACCGCCUUGAGUUGGGGAAGUUCAGCCAGGGCCUUCUCCUCACAGGUCCGAAUGCUGGAGGGAAGACGGUGGUCUUGAAGACGAUGGGUCUCCUCGCCUUGCUUGCGAGGUGCGGCAUCCCGGUUCCAGCAGGAGAGUCGCCACGCGUUGACUUCUUUGAGGUCGUCCUGGCAGACGUGGGUGACAUGCAAACUAUUGUGGACGACUUGUCCACCUACUCGGCCCACUUGGUGGCAUCACGGAUCAUGCUGUCCAGCGUCCAGCCGGUCGGACCACGAGCCAUGGUACUGGUAGAUGAGGCCGGUACAGGAACAGAUCCGCAGCAAGGAGCAGCCUUGGCGCGCGCCAUGCUAGAGGCAUUUCUGGAGUCAGGUGCGCGGGUUGUUGCAACAACUCACUGCGUUCAGCUCAAGAACUGGGCCACGGAGGAUGAAAGGACAAUGACCGCCGCCAUGGAGUACAAGAGCGGGCGACCAACAUACCGUCUGUCGACGAAUAGUGUGGGAGAGUCUCAUGCCAUGGAAACAGCCGAGCGGUUGGGGCUUCCCCCGCAACUUGUAUCUCGUGCCGUGGAUCUGCUGGCGGAAGAUCAGAGAGAGCUCCUGGCACUGCAGCGCAAGGCCGCUGAGGCAGAGAAGGAGUUCGAGGCCGCCCGCGUCGAUGCCGAGAAGAGGGAGGCUAUGGCCCGCAAGGCCAUCAAUGAGGCGGAGGCAAAGGCCGGGGACAUCUCUCGGCGUGAGCGGGAGGUCGCUGAGAUGGAGGCCAAGCUGCAGGCCAGGAGUGUGGCAUUGCAAAAGCAGAUGCAAGCGGAGCUGCAAGCUCAGAUCGCUGUGAAGGAGAGACAGUUUCAGGAUGUCGUUCAGCGCCUGAAGCUUGAGACGCAGAAGCUGGGCUCGCGGUUUCGAAUUGUGGGCGAUGUGCUUGAGGAUCUGAAAGUAGAGGUGGACCAAGAAGCAGAGGCGAAAUACCAAGCCCAAAGCCACCUGCAGCCCGCAGUUCCCGGUGCCAUGGCCGCCCGGGAAAUCUUGAACCCAGGAGACUGGGUGGUGGUCUUAGCGGCCCCUCCAUGGCACGGCCUUAAGGGCCAAGUGGAACGAGUUCACCUGGCCAACGGGAAGCCUCCGCGUGUCUCCGUGCGCUUGGGCGCGAAUGGCAAGGUCAAGGAGUUCAUGAAGACAGAGCUUGGCAGGACAGCCAAGCCAGAAGGGGCACGCAAGAUGCCAAAACCCAAGGGGGAAGCCGCGGCUCCCACACGUGAUUACAGCACGCUGGGCUUUUGA